Aegilops tauschii subsp. strangulata is the source of this 2683-nucleotide messenger RNA. Its product is annotated as protein FAR1-RELATED SEQUENCE 5-like. The record is from RefSeq and is a predicted model, not a curated record. Lineage: Eukaryota; Viridiplantae; Streptophyta; Magnoliopsida; Poales; Poaceae.
CCCCCCAAAGUCUUUUAACCAGGAGCGCCCCGACUGCCUCUGUUCGUCUUGCGCCGCCGUCGCCGCCGUCGUCGUGUGCCUCCGAUUUCCGUCGACUCGAUCCCGACAUCGUCCGGCACCGACGAGAGGCAGCGGCAACUACCGAUGAGCAAUUAGUAAGUACAAUGAUGUCAUUUGCAAUCAGCGACACGGAGGGCAUCAAAAGUUUAAGCAGUAUGGAUCCAAUCAAUAGCGUUCAAAUGCAUAUGAGACAUGGAGGAUUUAGUACACCCCAAAAGAACACUGACGUACCCCUCUUUGCUUCAUCUUUUACACCUGAAUGUGAUGAGCACUUGAAGCCUAAAGUGGGUAUGACAUUUGAAGGACUCGAGGCAGUAGAGAAGUUCUACAACGUAUAUGCACAUGAAUCAGGUUUUGGUGUUCGAAUCGGACAACAGAAAAAGAUUGAUAAUAAGGUGGUCCGGACUAAGCGUUUCAUGUGCAAUAGGGAAGGAUUCAAGUCAAAAUAUAAUAACGAGACAGAUGACCCCUUGAAGAAAAGGCGUAAGCAAACAAAUACACGAUGCGGUUGUGAUGCCCAUAUCUUUGUUAGACUUUGUGGGGACAACACCUACAAGAUAGACUCAUGGGUUGAGCACCAUGUUCAUGGUCUUGUAUCACCUAAUAAGCGGCAUUUGAUCAGAUUGAAUCAUACAGUUAGUGAGAGGGCAAAGAAUACUUUAUACACAUGUCAUAAGGCAAGCAUUGGAACCUCUCAGGCAUAUAGGCUCCUGCAAGUUAGCGUGGGCGGAAUUCCGAAUGUUGGCUGCUCAAAGAGGGACUUGCAGAAUUACUACCAAGCACUCAGGUAUAAAAUCAGAGAUGCAGAUGCUCAAAUGUUUGUGGCCCAGUUAGCUAGAAAGCAGGAAGUGAAUUCAGCAUUUUUCUAUGAUUUUGACGUGAAUGAUGAGGGGAAGCUAUUGCGUGUGUUCUGGGCGGAUGCCACAGGCAGGAAGAACUAUAGUCACUUUGGUGAUGUCAUAUCCUUUGAUUCUACAUAUACCACUAAUCAGUACAACAUGAUAUUUGCACCAUUUACCGGGGUUAAUCAUCACUUACAAAGUGUAUUUUUUUGCUGCCGCAUUCUUAUCAAAUGAGAAGGAUGAGUCAUACAGUUGGUUAUUUGAGACCUUCUUAAAAGCAAUGGGAGGGAUAGCACCUAGACUCAUCAUAACCGAUGAAGCCACUAGCAUCAAGAAUGGUAUUGACGAAGUUCUUCCAACCAGCGUUCAUAGGCUGUGCAUGUGGCAUAUAAUGGAAAAGGUUCCAGAAAAAGUUGGACCUGUGAUUAGAGAAGAUUCUGAAUUUUGGACGAGAUUGAACUCAUGUGUUUGGGGUUCGGAAACUUCAACAGAGUUUGAGUCACAGUGGAAUUCCAUCAUUACAGAUUUUGGAUUGGAGGAAAAUGAGUGGUUGAGUAAAAGGUUUAGCAUUCGACAUAAAUGGAUACCGGCCUACUUUAUGGAUAUAUCUCUAGCGGGCAUUCUUCGAACCAUUUCAAGAUCAGAAAGUGCAAAUUCCUUUUUUAACCGCUUCAUUCAUCGAAGGCUUGCUUUUGUUGAGUUUUGGCUUAGGUUUGACACAGCUUUAGAAUGCCAGCGUGAGGAAGAAUUAAUGGCAGACAACAGAAGCAUACAUACCACCCCGCAACUAUUUACGCCAUGGACAAUGGAGAAACAGGGUAGUGAGGUAUUCACAUAUGAGGUGUUCGAGAAAUUUCAGCUACAGGUUAUUGCUGCUAGAGACCAUUGUUGUGUUCAGAGUAUUACACAAGGUGUGGGGGUAAAAAAUGUGACCCUGAGAGGUCGGUCUGGUAAGAUUAGGGAGGUUUGCUAUGACAUUGGAAGCAUGACAGCAAAUUGUUCGUGCAAGUUAUUUGAGUCACUCGGUAUUCCAUGUCGCCAUACUAUCCAAGUAUUGAGGAUUGAAAACCAAAAUGAGCUUCCUAGCUACUACAUUAUGAAAAGAUGGCAGAAAAGGUGCAAAAGGUAAAAAUAAUAAAGCGAGGAAAGGAGAUCAAGGAGGGGGGUCAAAAAAAUAAGGACAAAGAAGGCAAGGCAAAGGUCGCACGCUUGUGCAAGACGUGCAAGCAAAUGGUAUUUCAUGAUAGUCGUGAUUGUCCAAGCAAAAAAGAGAAAGGGAGUGUGAUUGUGCAAGAUAUGCAGCCAAAUGGUGCUUCCUGAUAUGGUCCAAGCAAAAAAUGAUUUUGUCUAUGUUAUCAUGUACACUCUGAUGUACUGAAUUAUGUACUCGAUGAGAAUUUGUGUCGUGUCAAAUUAAAGUUGACUUGAUUUCUGAGAGGUUUUGAUGCUUGUCAAAUUGCUACAGAGUAUCAGACAUAUUUAUCAAUUUCAGACAUUUUUACCAGCUAUGCAAGCAUGAUUAAAUUUCUUUUUAAUAUUAAAACUUGUACUGUGUGGCAAUACUGCAUGUUUAUUUCCUCCUUAUUUUUUGAUCAGACUUGCAUUCCAAUAGCCCAUUCUGAAGUUUGUAGAUGUUCAGAAACCGGACAUAGCCAUCCCUAGGCCACUUCUGUACUUCAAAAGCUUUACUGGAAAGUUUAUGCUUUGAGCACAUGACUGAGAUGGUCACCUGUUUUACUAACGCAUAACUGAAUUAGUCAGUAGCCUUCUUGGCAACAGCA